GAUUUACUGCCAGUCGGUUCAUUCUUUGAGUAUCUCUCGCGCAACACGUGUUUUGAUAGUGACGCUAGUAUCGGUUCCAUCGUGUUACGACUCGUUUGUUCUUUAACAAGAUAAAAUUUAAAUGAUCUAAUAUAUUUUUCUUGUCUUGUCAGAAAAAUAAAUUAGUGGAAUCGUGGUCAUUUCAAUUCUUUGGCUGUAAUUAUAACCUCUAUGUUUGAUAACUUACUGAAGAUUUUAUUUUUUCAAUAACAAAAGUUAAAAAAAUUGCCUUAUUCACUAGAGAAUUUCUCUUCAUUGAGAUGAACUUGAGAUACAUAUGUCUCAUCAGUUACAAUUAAUGAUAUCUGAACUGUUAUCUUGUCGCGACUUGAUGACAUCUGAAUUUCUCGACUGUUUUGCGUGUAGUGUGUUGUGGGUUGCCAGCGAAUGGAUUAUUUCCUUUUUAUUCGCGUUCUUCUGUAGGAAUCGUGAAGAAAGGAUCGAUAUUAACUCCGUAAACAUGAGAUUACUUACAUUUUGGAAGAAACGAUCGGAUCGGAAAAAAGCUGGAAUUCGAGGCGACAGCUCACGAUGCAUCGAGUUUGAAAGGUCGCGACAAAAGAUUCGGGAGGGUGUACGGAAUCGAAUUUACUCGAGGACCAUAAUACUCCCUGUAAUCGCGCGCCACUCUUCGAAAGAAAUCGCGAUCCUUCGAAACUCGACGGAAGACAUGUCUCAAGUUCCUCUUAUCGCCGCUGAAGAAACUUCAACAACGGAAUCCCCAACUUGUAAUAUGGUGGUUCUCGAGGCAGGUCUACCUGGAGACACGUGGAGAUAUUGCGUAGAAAGGGAACGACUAGCUGAAAGAUCAGAAUGGUUUCGCGCGAUGCUCGUUGGUCCUCUCGCACCUGCACCCAGCGAUCCUCCGCCUCUUUUAAAACUUCAACACGUGGAAAAAAGAGCCUUCGAUUAUCUGCUCAGAUAUCUUCUCGACGAGCCGAUCAAUUUUCAAUCUGUAUCCACUGCUAGGGCAACCCUUGAUGCAGCUCAUCAAUAUCUUUGUCCAGAAUUGGCACGACUUGCUGUUCAAUAUCUCGAAAGAAAUCUGAACUCGAAUACUGUGCUCGAAAUCUAUCAAGGCCUUAGUCUUUAUGCGAACCACAUAACCUCUGGUUUCAAUCGAUCAUCGAAUUUACCCACAGCUCCUCCAGCACCUGGAGACGAUGCUGGUGAAAUAGCCGCAGUCUGUACGCGACUUCUGACCGCUUGUUUGAACGUGAUCGACUCGGAACCAGAGGCGGUGUUCGACCAGGAACACUUUGAGGAAUUGAACUGCGCCGAAGUCGAGGAAUUGGCAUGUCGUGACAGCCUGAGAUUGGCCAACGAAUCUACGCUGUUUCACGCUUUGGACAGGUGGGCAGCGUCUGAGUGCAGAAGAAACGGUGUCGAGCCAUCGGCUAGCAAUAAAAGAUCCGCUUUAUCCGAUGAUGUAUGGUACAGCGUUCGAUAUCCUCUUAUGACUGACAGAGAAUUCAUCGAAGGCCCUAUGGCAAGUGGAAUUCUCUCGAGCGAGGAGUCGGCUUAUAUCGUGGCUAGAAUUUUGGGACAUACGAGAAAUGAUGAGAGUGAAGAGCUUAGAAAUUCGAUCGGUGGACCAUUACCCAGGUUAACCAGCACACCAAGAAUCGGUGUUAGGACGUACGAGGAUCAAAGCUGCAGGAUGUCAAAACCAGGAAAGAAAGAAUGUCAAGACAAUCGAAAAAAUAGAAGAAAGGAAUGCGCAACUCAAGGCCAGAGAACUUGCGCGAGAAUUGGUAAUUGUCUCGUACGAGUUCUCGCAUGUAUUUUCGAUUGAAUGACAAAGAAAACCAAGAUAAAGAGGAAUCGAUGAAAUCGGCAGAUUCUUAAAUCUCCCACCGAAAAUUAAAUUUCUUUUUUACCGAGUCUUUUGUAAUGCAUUAUGAUGUAAAACAUUAUGAUUUUUUUGACUCACUAAUUUAGAUACUAAGAAUAAUGAUUCUGCGUUGAAUCGAUAUCAAGAAUCAUUUGCUAUCGUAU
Apis dorsata (giant honeybee) is the source of this 2037-nucleotide messenger RNA. RefSeq lists its product as uncharacterized. The coding region runs from base 317 to 1834 and encodes 505 amino acids. The transcript is spliced from 7 exons. NCBI's taxonomy places the organism in Eukaryota, Metazoa, Arthropoda, Insecta, Hymenoptera, Apidae. Gene Ontology annotation, biological process: neurogenesis. Gene Ontology annotation, cellular component: cytosol. Gene Ontology annotation, molecular function: protein binding. The record is from RefSeq and is a predicted model, not a curated record.